AUGGCAGCAGCAGCCAUCGUCGACGAAGUUCGUGGAGAAAAGGCGCAAAGUGAAGCUGAGGACAAGGCGCUACGUAGUCAGGAUGACCACGCGUACAACGAAGCAUUGCAGACGCUCACUUCACCGGCCUCCAAGCGCAGUCUGAAGCCCUCGCCCAUCGUGGCAAGCACGCAGCAGAACACCUCGCUCGUCCCGUCCGCCGAACUGCCCAAGAUCCAACCCGCCAUCACGGCGCCGCAAGAAUCCUCCGUACCGGCAACGCAACCGCCUUCGCCGGCCGGUGCACGCAAGCGCAAGUCAGUGAGCAUCAAGGACUCGUCCGACCAGAUGGCGAACGCCUCAACAACGGCAGGCGCGGCAGAGAAUGUAGAGCCGCCGCAUGCCGCCGAUACUGAAGCACCUGCGCUGGAACCAAAGGCAAAGAAGAGCCGGACCAACACACCGUGGACGCCUGCAGAGGAGCAGAGGCUGAAGCAGAUGAGAGACGCUGGCCACAGCUGGAGUGAGAUAGCAAAGACAUUUCCUCAACGAACGGAAGGAAGCGUUAAGAAACACUGGUACAAGGAUAUGCACUAUGCCGAGUUUGGGGAAAACGAGAGUGCAGAACUACUGGCUGCGAUUAAGGAGUACGAUGCGAACAAAUGGAAAGUUGUUGGCCAAAAGGUCGGCAAGCCGGCAAAGGCAUGCGAGCAGUAUGCGAAGGAGCACUUUGGCGGGAGAGUCUAA
This is a messenger RNA of Paraphaeosphaeria sporulosa, 726 nucleotides long. RefSeq lists its product as uncharacterized. The record is from RefSeq and is a predicted model, not a curated record. The transcript is spliced from 6 exons. Lineage: Eukaryota; Fungi; Ascomycota; Dothideomycetes; Pleosporales; Didymosphaeriaceae. Bases 1 to 726 code for a protein of 241 amino acids.